AUGAUGGAGCAGAUUGUUCCACGUCAGGAUGAUCAAAUUAAACUUAAUGAUUAUGAGAUGAACUUCUAUCAGGAUAUCGAGUUGCUGCAAGGUCACGGAAUUAACGUUGCUGAUAUCAAGAAGCUGUUAGGUGUCGGGAUUUGCACGAUCAAAGGUAUUAUGAUGACCACGAGAAAGCGGUUGUGUGAUGUUAAAGGUCUUUCUGAAGCAAAAGUCGACAAAAUCAAGGAAGUCGCCUGCAAACUAUCAAACAAUGGUUUUAUUACGGCCUUGGAGGUGACAGAACGACGGAAGCUCUGUUAUCGUAUUAGUACAGGAAGCCGGGAUCUGGACAAACUUCUGGGCGGUGGUAUUGAAAGUCAGGCUAUAACCGAAGUUUUCGGCGAAUUUCGUACUGGGAAAACACAACUCUCUCACACUUUGUGUGUUAUGUGCCAAAUAGCAAGUGAGACAAGUAAUUUCAAAGGUGGGAAAGUUAUCUACAUCGAUACCGAGAAUACAUUCCGACCGGACCGUUUGCGUCAGAUUAACGAACGUUUCAAAAUGGAUCAAGAAGCGAUGUUAGACAACAUUUUGUAUGCACGAGCGUACACUUCUGAUCAUCAAAUGGAAUUGCUGGAUUUUGUCGCUGCAAAAUUUCAUGAGGAACUGGGUAUUUUUAAGCUAUUAAUUGUUGAUUCAAUUAUGGCUUUAUUUCGAGUCGAUUACAGCGGUAGAGGUGAGCUUGCAGAACGACAGCAAAAACUUGCGCAAAUGUUGUCACGUUUACAGAAAAUCGCAGAAGAGUACAAUGUCGCAGUUUUUAUUACAAAUCAGAUGACUGCAGACCCUGGCGCUGGAAUGACAUUUCAGGCAGAUCCAAAAAAACCAGUUGGUGGACAUAUCCUGGCUCAUGCCUCUACAACUCGUAUCAUGCUUAAAAAGGGACGAGGAGAAACAAGAAUUGCAAAGAUUUACGACUCACCAGAUUUACCCGAAAAUGAAGCUACUUUUGCCAUUGCUACAAUAGGUAUUACCGAUGCAAAGGAGUAA
This is a messenger RNA of Brugia pahangi, 1032 nucleotides long. The record is from the annotation of a GenBank genome assembly. Lineage: Eukaryota; Metazoa; Nematoda; Chromadorea; Rhabditida; Onchocercidae.